Molecule: messenger RNA, 2538 nt
Organism: Anopheles nili
Lineage: Eukaryota; Metazoa; Arthropoda; Insecta; Diptera; Culicidae
Exons: 6
Source: RefSeq, a predicted model, not a curated record
AUGCAUUUGCUGGUUGAUGCACUUCGUGCCGCGAAUUGUGAUGUUUGCCUUCCAAUGCCGAUGAUGAAUGGUGCAUAGCACUGUCAGCCAACUAACAAGUGAGCGAUCUGUUCAAGUGAUUGUCAAUAAUCGAUUACUACUGGCGUACUAUUGGACGUGAGGUCCUCCGAGUGCUUGUGCUUCGGAACGCAGCGAACAUAGCCAAGAAAAAUUGUAGCAAAAAUUUUAAACGAACGAACGAGAGCGAGACACACGAAUCAAGAGUGAGAGAGGGAGAUAAAGAGCGAGAGAGAGAGAGAGAGUGCAUGAGAAAGGAAGAAAGAGAGAGAAAGCGAAAGAGUGUGGGUGUUUAUGAGGUUGGAAGAGUGGAGCUAGUGAUCAAUUAAAAAAUGAUACCAUGGGCUUAUGUUAUGUGGAUUACCGCUGAUGAAACGAUAUGAGCACGUAUGCGUACACUGCAGGUUGUUGGAAAAUUAGAAAACAAUGCACGAGAUGUGGUGUUGGAUAGUAAUUUUGCAGUUCUUCUUCUUCUUGGCGGCAGAAUUCGCUUCAGGUAUCAUGCUGACGGAGGUGCGGGUGCCAAAGCAUGCCAUAAAGGGCCGUUCGGUGAGGUUGGAGUGUCACUACGACAUGGAGGGUGAGGCGCUGUACUCGGUCAAGUGGUACAAGGAUGGACACGAGUUCUAUCGUUAUGUGCCAAGAGACGUCCCACCCGGGACGGUUUUCCCCCAACCCGGUAUCAUUGUGGACCUGCAAAAUUCGACCAGUGAGCAGGUGGAACUGGACCCGAUCGAUCUCUCCUCGACCGGCAAGUAUCGAUGCGAGGUGUCGGCCGAAGCGCCCUCCUUCCAGACGGUCUCGGACCACGGAGACAUGCAGGUGGUUGUCCUGCCCGAGGAGGAUCCGUACAUCACGGGCGGAAAACCGCGCUACCAGGUCGGCGAUAUCGUGCAAGUCAACUGCACAUCUGGCCGAUCGAAACCCGCGGUUCAGCUUGCGUGGCGCAUCAACGAUGAGCCGGCGGACGGUUCGAUGCUGAAGCGGUUCGAACCCAUCGUGUCCGGACCGGACAAGCUGGAAACCUCCAUACUGGGGCUGGAAUUCCGUGCCAAGCCAAAACAUUUCAAGCGAGGCGAUAUGAAGCUCAAGUGCCUCGCCACAAUCUCGACCGUGUACUGGAAGAGCAACGAGGAGAGUGCGGUGGGCGAAAAGAUUCAAAAAGCGCCAAUGCUCGAGUCCCGACGAGCCGUUUCGAGCGACACGCGAGCGGACCGGGUUCAAGCGGCGAGCGGCGAUGCAUUGGCGAAUAAAUAUUCAUCGAGCCUGAAUUUUACAUUGCGCUGGCUGCUCCUGAUGCUGCUGACCGCGACCGGCUGGCCGUUGGCCUAAAUGCAACUUAAUACGAACACGAGUCCGCGAGCACAAUCCAAACAAAUCGCUCUCUCUCUCUCUCUCGCUGUCUCGCUCUUCAACUAUAACAAUUUUAUUAUCAUUCACUGUAAUACAUUCCGUCCCGAAACGGGUCGACCCUUUUCGACCCCGACACGUCUACCCCUUUCCCGGUGCUGACUCCGCCGCCCUGCGUUUGCGCCGGUUGCCAAAAAUAAAAGCUGCCCAAAGCUGUCCCGAGUCCCCACAGCCGGAAAAUUCCUCGCAAUGAAGCGCGUGGGUGAAGGCGUUGCCUAAAAUAACCGAUAACCGAACGUAUGGCGCUGGGCGGCCGAUUUACGCGCUACGCGAAGAUGAUGCAUAUCACACGCCAUUGUUCGAUCCGCGACGGGCCAAUUGACGGCGAAUAAGAUAAUUCUCACUGUUCGUUCGGCGAUGGAAGCCUCCUGUGUGAGACAGGCAUGACGGGCCGAAGACCGGUUGGAUGUCAGGCAUAAUGGAUGAAGAAGGAUGAUGAAGCAGGAGAGAAAAAAAACGAAUCAUAUCACUACGACACAAUGAAGUAAUAUCUCGAUGUGCUUUUUCACUGUUCUCCCAAAGAAAACAUACUUAAAAAAUUGAAACGAAACGAAAAAAAAACAUACAUUAAACAUAUCACCAGUGAAUAUUUGAACAACAGCAAAGAAAAACUUUUCACUCCGUUUAUUCGUGGAUAAGUGUGUCGCAAAAUCGAUUCGAUAUCUCUUGUAUAAAACAAAACAAACAAAAAACCAAACCACGUGUACAUAUUGUAAAAGAAUUCGACCGUAACGAUUCUGGCAGGUCGGAAUGUGCCCAAAUUGUUGCUAAUGUUUUUAUUUCCCCCAAAUAGUACGAGGAUUUUAGAUAACAAACGAUAGCAAACGAAGCAAGAAAUGAAUUUAUACACACCUACAUGCACACACAUACACGCGCACACACUCAACACUCAGAUACAAUAACUUGCGAUAGCGGAGAAAGCGAAAGCAACUGCGUCCGAAACACGGUGCGGAGUGCGUUGAGUACUCUUUUAGACAAUUGUUACUUAUUCCAUACGAGCCCGUAUGAACAACGAGCAAGAAAGGACGAAGACGUGACUGAAGAAUAAAGUAAUUUUAUCCAUUAUGAUAA